AUGGCACCGCAAGCAGGCCAAACCAAACUCAAGACUGUCAGCGCCGGGUUCAACCUCCCACCUGCCUACAGCCUUUUCUUUCUCGUCAUCGAACCGAUAUCUGCCCUCGUUGGGGCUUUCUUUGCCCACUUCAAGCCGGAGGUGUACCUUGAGCUUACCCACGCUGCAACAGCCCCCUCGACCCUCCCCCUUGGUACCGGUAUCGCCAUGUCACAGCUUGCCAACCUCUACAUGUUUUUUGCAUUGAACGAGGCGAUCGUCCUACGUGCCACUGCCGACCUCAAGGUGUGGUCAGCCGUUCUCUUCGUCCUACUCGUGGCGGACCUGGGCCAUCUCUACACCGUUCGAGCACUGGGGCCAGGCAUCUAUUAUAAUGUCGCUGGUUGGAACGCUAUUGGCUGGGGCAACGUACCCUUCGUCUAUUUCGGUGCCAUCAUGAGAAUAGCCUUCCUCUCAGGAGUUGGUCUUGGGAACAAAGCUGUUCCGACGAAGAAGCAGAAAUAA
Verticillium alfalfae VaMs.102 is the source of this 504-nucleotide messenger RNA. RefSeq lists its product as hypothetical. The transcript has a single exon. The record is from RefSeq and is a predicted model, not a curated record. NCBI's taxonomy places the organism in Eukaryota, Fungi, Ascomycota, Sordariomycetes, Glomerellales, Plectosphaerellaceae. The coding region runs from base 1 to 504 and encodes 167 amino acids.